Messenger RNA from Euleptes europaea (tarantolino), 478 nucleotides. RefSeq names its product S100 calcium binding protein Z (gene S100Z). Lineage: Eukaryota; Metazoa; Chordata; Lepidosauria; Squamata; Sphaerodactylidae. Gene Ontology annotation, cellular component: cytoplasm. The record is from RefSeq and is a predicted model, not a curated record. The transcript has 4 exons. The coding region runs from base 137 to 436 and encodes 99 amino acids. Gene Ontology annotation, molecular function: calcium ion binding.
CUUUUCAUCAUUGGUGAUUUCCCUCUAAAGACUCAAGGGAAAUUAGUAGAAUAGGGUGGAACACUCAGGAUAAAGUUGAAUACCGCCUGUACUUGGAGAAAAUACUUGGCUUUCUAUUUGCUUUAGCUGGAACAGUAUGCCGACGCAGCUGGAGAAUGCGAUGGAUACCUUAAUCAAGAUCUUUCACCACUACUCGGCAAAGGAAGGGGAUAAAUAUAAACUCAAUAAAGGAGAACUCAAACAGCUCCUCACCAGCGAACUCACUGACUUCCUUUCGUGUCAAAAGGAUCCCCAGUUAGUUGACAAGAUUAUGAAGGAUCUUGAUAGCAAUAAAGACAAUGAAGUGGAUUUUAAUGAAUUUGUGGUUCUGGUUGCUGCGUUAACUGUCGCAUGCAAUGACUUCUUUGAGGAGCAAAUGAGGAAAAAGGGCAACUAGGAAAUGGUUGCCACGGACCUUCUAGACAUGGAAGAAAGUAGC